Messenger RNA from Symbiodinium sp. CCMP2592, 870 nucleotides. NCBI's taxonomy places the organism in Eukaryota, Dinophyceae, Suessiales, Symbiodiniaceae. The record is from the annotation of a GenBank genome assembly.
AUGGCUUUGGUUGCGGUAGAAGAACCGCAGACGCCGCCUCGCAGAGUGGCGGUCAGGCCCAGAAGGGAUGUUGAUUUAUCAGGCCUUUGGGAGGCCUGGGAAGAAAACCGUGGGAUCCGCAAGUUUUCCAGGAAGAAGGGAAGCUUGUUGGAGUGGGAGAAUCCUUCCAAGGUCGGAAAAAUCAAUAAGAGGUCUCUCAUGCUGAACCACAAAGUUCUCCUGGCUUUGAUAGAAGUGUACUGUCCUAACAACGAGUCGCAGAAGACCGUGCCUGUCCAGAACCUGAAGGAGCAAGUUACACGAUACUUUGAGGAGAUCGAGGUCACCCCUAAGCCCGGCAUGAUCCAUUGCACCAGUCACAGCUUGAAGAUGUUCAUGAGUUACAUCAAUCGGCGACACGACGGGUCCAAGAGGAAGGAUCAUCGCCUCAAGGCCAUCUUCGCUGCAGUCGCCAAGUAUUGGCCGCCCAAGGUUCGCAGCCGCCGGUCCUUGGCUGUUGCAGAUGAGGAGGAACAGGAAGGUGAGGCAGAGGAGGAAGGAGAGGAACAGGAGGAAGGAGAGGAACAGGAGGAAGGUGAGGAACAGCAGGAAGGCGAGGAGCAGGAAGAAGAGGAAGACACUUUGACAGAGCCCGAGGACGAGGAUGGACAGCCUUGCGAGGUUGAUGACUACCUCGCUCAGAGCAUGGGCCUGGUUUCUGGAUCCCCCCAGCCACCUUCGGCAUACGUGGGGACAGUAGCCUACGAGCUAGAUGCUGAUACGGCACGGGUUGUGCCUUACGAGGCAGGAGUUCCUGCUGAAGGCAUCGACCUCGUUAGAGAGCUGGCCGAACUGGAGCAUCUCGCUUCACAUGAUGACUCAGCAGUCUAG